AUGGAGGUAGCGAAGAAAUCAUCAGUGGAAGCUGGGGGGAUGAUCCGCAUGGAAAUAGGCGCUGGCGCCUCUGCCGGAGACCUGCCGGCGGCGAGGAUGGAGGUGGUGUACGAGAUGGUGGGGCGGCUGGGGUCCUGCAACGCGGUGGUGGUAUUCAGCAAGAGCCGGUGCUGCAUGUGCACCGUCGCCAAGCGCCUCCUCUUCAGCCUCGGCGUGGGCCCUGCAGUCGUCGAGCUCGACGAGCACGCCGCGGGCUGCGACAUCGAGGCCGUGCUGAGCCAGCUCAUGUUCGGCAGUGGUGGUGAAGGAGGAGGAGGGAUGCAUCGGCAGCAUUCGGCGGCAGCGGCUGCUGUGCCGGCGGUGUUUGUUGGGGGGAAGUUGUUGGGCGGAGUGGAGACUCUCAUGGCUUGCCACAUCAACGGCACUCUAGUCCCUCUCCUCAAGGAUGCCGGUGCUCUUUGGCUUUGA
Messenger RNA from Morus notabilis, 468 nucleotides. RefSeq names its product glutaredoxin-C5. The record is from RefSeq and is a predicted model, not a curated record. Bases 1 to 468 code for a protein of 155 amino acids. The transcript has a single exon. Lineage: Eukaryota; Viridiplantae; Streptophyta; Magnoliopsida; Rosales; Moraceae.